Molecule: messenger RNA, 468 nt
Organism: Oryza brachyantha (malo sina)
Lineage: Eukaryota; Viridiplantae; Streptophyta; Magnoliopsida; Poales; Poaceae
Product: putative calcium-binding protein CML23
Exons: 1
Coding region: 1-468 (155 amino acids)
Molecular function (GO): calcium ion binding
Source: RefSeq, a predicted model, not a curated record
AUGCUGCCUCAGGUGAGUUCAGUCUUCGCAUCGUUCGACCAGGACGGCGACGGCAAGGUCUCCGCCACCGAGCUGCGGCUCUGCGCGAAGGCGGCGCUAGGCGAGAACAUGUCCGACGACGCGGACGAAGUCCAGGCGCUCAUGGCGUCGGCGGACACCGACGGCGACGGGCUGCUGGACGAAGAGGAGUUCGCGAGGCUGGUGAGAGAAAUGGAGGUGGAUGAUGAGGAAGACGACGGCGACGACAAGUGCAGGUGCCUGAGGGAGGCGUUCGGGAUGUACGAGAUGGAAGGGAGAGGGUGCAUCACGCCGUUGAGCCUGAAGCUGAUGCUGAGCAAGCUGGGCAUGCGCCUGGACAUUGCGGAGUGUCAGUCCAUGAUGUGCAGGUUCGACAUGAACGGUGAUGGGGUUCUUACCUUCGACGAGUUCAAGACCAUGAUGAUGGCCCGAUGCUCCGAUGAGACAUAG